UGGAAAGUGAAAGCUAUUGGAGUCAGUGACGGAAGUUAAGUAUAUUGUCAUGCUGGCCAAGCAGGGAGAUUGAUAGAUAAACAAGCCCGGCUAGUUAUUAUAGGCUUAUUAUAGCUAGAAAAUAAAGGGAUUUAUUUCAGUAAGAAACACUACAACGCAUGAACAUUUUACUGCUGUAUGGAAAACGCAACAACGCAGCCAGAGUGGUGGGAGUGGCACCUUUUUGUGAAUAUGAACCAAGAAUGGUAGCCUACAUACAAAUGAAUAUUCUUGGCAUCUCUGUCUUUUCUCUCAUGCUGCUACCUCUGGUGUUGUCUUGCGACAGCAACAGGACUAUGAGAGAGAUCGCUGAGGACUACGAGACUGUCAUCUACCCGCUUCUUCAGAACCUUGAGAACAACAUCACGGAAUCGUUAAAAGUGGUUAAUAAAACCUGCACGGAGAAGGAAAUCGCUGAAUGUGAGAAGGAUAAAGAGAGACAGUUCAUCCACAACAUGCUGUGUAGCCAUACCAGACUCAUCAGGCUCUAUAAGCUAGAGAGGCUCAAGAGAGACAUCCUGUGCUCACUGGGCCGCCACUGUCCUAGAAAACAGAGGAGUUCACAAGGACAGAGCGCACACCAUCAGAAUAGAAAGAAGUCAGGAGGAGAAAGGGAGGAGGAAAACAAGAAAACUGAGGAGAACAGAGGGACCAUGGAGGAAGGAGGGGAGAGGGUGGACAGUGGGAAACAGCAGAGACCAGAUAAAUGGGAGGGAAGGAGGAGCACAGAGGCGAUGGAGCGGAGGAGGAGACGGUGUGGACAGAAGGUGUUUGUGGACAGCUUGAACGGGUGCUACAUGUCCCUGGCUGAAAGAUAUGGAGGCCUGACAUGAGAGGAGAGACGUGGCCCGGAGCUAACCGCACCAAGAACCAACAAACUUACUGUAAAGUGUAUAGUUACUGUAAAGAAAACAAUGAUACCAUACGUCCUGUAAAGUAGUAUCGUCUUGCCAGACACUUACUUAGAAUAAAAGUGUCUGCUAAAUAUUAAUCCUAUUAUAAUAGACAAAGGCGAAAAUCUCUGUGGUACCCAACAAAGUGUGAGGUGUUCUAUGGCGAUGAUGAAACUAGUGUCGUAAUGAUAAGUCUGUGGCACAGUGCAAUUAUGCUAAAGCAAACAAACAAAGAUGAUUGAAUGCUUGUGUACAAAUGAAGUGCACUUUUGAGUAGAGAGACUUGUAGCUCAUGAUGUCCCUCUUUCUGCUGCAGUGAGUGGUAUUGGGCAGUGAGCCUGGCCUCAGGUGUGUGACAGCGUUGCGUUAUUAUUAUAGAAUGGCAGUUUGAAAGCCUAUUACGCCAAGGAUGUUUGCUUUCAAGUCGGUGUCUUAACUGAAAUCCACAUUGGGCUACUAAAAACCUUCCCCAAAAGCUUCCUGUGAAAUUCAACCAACGCCUUUCGCACAAGCCCUUAUUUGAUGAAUGAAACUCAUCUUGACCUGAUUUCAAUCUUUGUAGAGUAGUUUUCCAAGCAUAAGGCACCAUGAUAUCCUAUGUUGUCUUAUUGUAACUGUAGCAUUGGUUUUAGUACUAUUUAUUUAUAUUCUGAAAUCAUAUUGACUCAAGUGUUAACUGUACCCCUGUAAUCAUUUUAUUGUGUAGCACUUAAAUUAUCCCCUUCAUGUGUCAGUGCAAAAUAAGAAGUUUUGAUGUUGAUGUGAUCCUUAGGCCACUAUAACUCUACAUUAAUAGAGUUUAAACUGCCAUUGUGGUUUUGCCUGGGUGCCAGUCUGUUUCUGCUGUUGCCAUAUAACACUUUCAAAGCCUGGGGAAGAAGGAGAAUAUGUGCAUUAAUUACUCUGAUCCUUAUAAUGUGACAAAGUGGUAGUUGUACAUGCUAGCAUGAUUAAUUGUGCAUUUAUAUUGUAACAUUUUAUUUUGUUUAGUGUUUUGUUGCUCAAGUAUUUGAUGAAUAGUGUCUUAUGUUGCAUUCAUAACCAAGUGGGAAGGUGGUAAUUACUUGUUGUGAAGUCGUAUUGAGUUGGAUGCAUUCACAUGCUUUGAACUCGUUGAGAAAGCUGCGUCAAACCAGAAACUGAAAGUAUAGCUAUCAUGCUUAAACAAAUGAUAGUCUUCAAAAACAAUACGAAUAGAUUGUUUCUUGUUGCAUUUAACUGUUGAAAAUGCCGUUAGAGGUCAUUUCCUUAAUAGGUGAAUUCAGCAUGUGGGAGAAGUGGUAGCUCAGGGAUCAUAGACGAGUUUCCCACUAGUAAUUGCGAGUUGGAAGGGCAUUCCAGGGGAUUUUUCCCAGUCGUAUAGUCCUAUGUACGAAUUUAUGAGGUCUUAUAUAAAGAGCUUCAAAAUAAAAAACAAAACAACCAAUACAUCAUGAGUAGCUUAGCUAAAGUAAAGGUCAACUAAUAGAGGUCAAGUCUUUGAGUGCAUGUAUCCUCCAAAGAUGGAGAGGGGCUACUCUAGAGGGCUACUCUGGGAAACAGCCUAAGUCAUGUAGCUACUGGACUUCUCCCUCACAAUGUAUGGCACCCACUUGGGUGAACCCCCAGCAGGUCUAGGCAUCAGUCGUCCUCAUUAUGAGCCCUUUGCCUCAGCACUCCAAUUCCUCUCAAGUGUGAGGUGACUCUUCAAUUGAUGUUUUCAAACUCCAAAGAUCAGGAACCAGCAGCCAGGUGAAACAAAGAAUCUGGUACAAUGUCUAGAUGCAUCAUUCAAACAAAAACAAUGUGCCAGCUAACUAGCUAGCCAAGCCAAAAAGAGCGGACCUGCCAGUCCAUCUUCAAAUCUGUGGGUUAAAACCCCCAUGGAUAUGCAAUAAAACUCAAUGUUAUAAAAAAAACAGCUGAUAAAAAAAUAUAUAUUUAAAACACUUACAAAUGAUGAAAUAUGUUCAUAUUUACAGGAUCUCUCUGCUUAGGUUGCUACUGGGGCGCUAUGGAAACUAUAGAACUAAUAAUAAGCCCAUUUGGGCUGGUCACCAAAUGGUGUAUGACAUGGAAAACAAAAAGAAAACAAACAGAUAUCAGGCUGAUUGUGUUAUCCAUGUGCUGUAUGCUAUGUGUUAUACUCUACCAAGGACUGUAAAUAUAUUUUUAUAUUCAACUGCAAAUAUAUUUUAUAUUCAA
Messenger RNA from Oncorhynchus mykiss (rainbow trout), 3116 nucleotides. RefSeq lists its product as uncharacterized. NCBI's taxonomy places the organism in Eukaryota, Metazoa, Chordata, Actinopteri, Salmoniformes, Salmonidae. The record is from RefSeq and is a predicted model, not a curated record.